CUGAAUUCAGUAUUCACGCGACUCACACACGAGCGACACCAAAGAAAGGAAGAUGUUGUGGCGAGUGUUGGCGACAACCAAGCUGCUGCCUGCGGGCUGCUCUGCUGCUGCAUCUGCAUCGUCAGUGGCAGCACAUGCUGGCAGGAGGGUUGUGAGUGCUGGUAGCGUUGCAAGCAGCGUGGCAAGGGGUGCAAGUGCACAAAACCCCUUGCAACUUGCGUCUGCUGUUGCUCGCCAGCUGCACACGGCUGCGCCUUGCUUUCACUUUGCCAAGCGCACUGUGUGGAAGCUGCAGAAGGAAGCCAUCGCCAAAGGGAAGUCGCCAAUUGAGUUUGCCGACGAAAAGAACGUCUUUGGAUGCCGUCGAAACAUCAAAACAAGUCCAUGGAAGCUCAACCUCGUGGCCAAGCAGAUUCGCGGAUUGGCUGUGGACGAUGCCAUUGCACAGAUGACCUUCUCGAAGAAAGACGCAGCGAGCCAUGUGCGCCAAGUGCUUGAAAUCACCAAGAACAACGCAAAGGCCAACCACGGCGUGGCAAACCCGUCCAACAUGCACGUUGCAGAGUCCUGGGUGGGCAAGGGCAUGUACGGUCGCGGUAUUCGCCGCGCAAACAAAGGCCGCGUCUACCGUUCAAUCAGGCCACGCACACACUACUUCCUGCGGCUGCGCGUUGGGCCGCCCCCGAAGCAGGAGUACGUGAAGGAGGACAGGCCAGAGUACUACACACGCAAGUUGCAGGAGCGCAUGCACAAGAACCCGCCGCACGUGCGCAACUCCCUGCACAGCAAACGCCCAUUCCUGUAGUUGUGGCGCAGCCGUGUCACGUCUUCGGCCGGGGAUGUGCGUGUGAGUUGUCUGCUUUUCAUGCCAACAACCAAGCUCCGUUGCCGUCUUUCCUGGUCAUCGCAAACACCUGCCUCCUGCCACAUCAGCUUGCCUUGUCUUUGUUUGUGCCCAUCACGUGUUGCUGUGUUGCUGUAUUUGUUUGGUUCGUUUCAUUAUACGCGGGUACGCUCAAGUCGUC
Messenger RNA from Salpingoeca rosetta, 1025 nucleotides. RefSeq lists its product as uncharacterized. Bases 53 to 805 code for a protein of 250 amino acids. Lineage: Eukaryota; Choanoflagellata; Craspedida; Salpingoecidae. Gene Ontology annotation, biological process: translation; ribosome assembly. The transcript is spliced from 5 exons. Gene Ontology annotation, cellular component: ribosome; mitochondrial large ribosomal subunit. The record is from RefSeq and is a predicted model, not a curated record. Gene Ontology annotation, molecular function: structural constituent of ribosome.